CUGCAGCAACACCACAAACCCAAUAGAUUAUGGUGGAAGACGCACUGAGAUGACGCCGGCAUGUCCCGGUCUCUGUUAUUCCUACUCAGUCUUGUCCUCCUCGUCUUGAGUGUCGCCGCCUCCGACUACGACGAACGACUGACUCUGACACCACUCCCCCUUGGCUCUCUCCUCGCUUCCUUCGACUUCCGCAGCAAUGAGACGGUGACGGACUAUGAGACACAGAACUUCAGAUUCUUUCCUCGCUCGCUUGGGCAGGCUUUGCGGCAUGCAAGCACGGAAGAACUACAUUUGAGGUUCACGUCAGGUAGAUGGGAUCCAGACACAUGGGGAGCGCGUCCGUGGGAUGGGACCAAAGAGGGGGGCACGGGUGUUGAACUAUGGGCAUGGGUCGAUGCAAGCUCCGAAGAAGAGGCUUUCGAGAAAUGGAUGACUUUGACACAGUCUCUGUCAGGCUUAUUUUGCGCCUCACUGAAUUUCAUCGAUUCGACGAGAACCACCAGGCCGAUCCGCUCAUUCCAGUCUCAAGGGACAGUCAAGACACAGAACGGAAACGGCCUUCAUUUCCUACAUGGAGUACUUCCUGGUGAAGUGGUCUGUACAGAGAAUCUAACACCGUUCCUGAAACUGUUGCCCUGCAAAGGAAAGGCGGGUAUUUCGAGUCUGCUUGAUGGACACAAGGUGUUCGACGCCUCAUGGCAGAGCAUGUCCAUUGAUGUGCGUCCAACGUGCAUUCUUGGUCUUACAGACUGUCAAAUGGAGAUCAGUCAGACGAUCGAUGUCGUCCUUGACAUCGAACGCUCAAAGCGGCCCAGGGACAAUCCAAUUCCACGGCCUGUCCCUAUUGAGAAUCUCAUCUGCGAUGAGACCAAACCGUACCACUCGCAGGAUGCAUGCUAUCCCAAGGACAUGACCGACGAAAUGGCGUGGUCGUUGAGUGAUCUCUUCGGACGCGCCAUGGCCGGUUCCUGUCCCUUGGCUGGCGAAGAUGCGAAGCCAGUCUGUCUAAACGUGCCACACGAAAGAAUGGUUUUGGCGAGCCCAGGCGUUACAGAAUUCAAAUCUGAGCCUGGUCCUCUGGAGUCUAGAUGCUACCACAUGAUGCCAACGGAGGAAUUCAACCUUCAACUCACCCAGCAAGAUAUGAGCGCCAAGCAUGAGCUGGGUCAUGAAUUACUUCGAGCCGAAAGGACCAUCACGGGUCACGGUGCUGCUCGAGGUGGCAUGCGCACGAUCUUCACUAACCCAUCUUCGACGGAGUCGGUCGAAUUUGUCUACUUCGAGAGCCUGCCAUGGUUCAUGCGCCCAUUUAUGCACACCUUGAACGCACAAAUCACCAGCCCUGGGUCUAUACACGAUGGCCAGAUCAUAACCGACAUGUACUACCGUCCCGCUAUCGAUCGGAAACGGGGGACACAACUUGAACUUGUCAUGACCGUACCUCCAGCAAGUACAGUCAUGCUGACUUAUGACUUCGAAAAAGCAAUACUUCGAUAUACAGAGUAUCCUCCUGACGCCAACCGUGGCUUCAACGUCGCCCCAGCGGUGAUAAGGAUCUUGAAUGAGGUAGACGCGACUGGCACGCCGAAAGAUGUGUACAUCAGGACAACGAGCUUGCUCCUGCCACUACCAACUCCAGAUUUCAGCAUGCCGUACAAUGUCAUCAUCCUCACGAGUACUGUUAUGGCUCUUGCUUUCGGAAGCAUAUACAAUCUGAUCGUCAGACGAUUCGUGGGCGUAGACGAGGUUGGCGACACCAAGCUUCAGCGGCUGGUCAAAGGUAUUUCGGGCGCCGUCGUGGCAAUCAAAGAUAGAGUGGCAGGCAAGAGCCAGAAAAUGGAAUGAGAAUUGAUGUACCCG
Molecule: messenger RNA, 1860 nt
Organism: Exophiala xenobiotica
Lineage: Eukaryota; Fungi; Ascomycota; Eurotiomycetes; Chaetothyriales; Herpotrichiellaceae
Exons: 1
Coding region: 61-1845 (594 amino acids)
Biological process (GO): attachment of GPI anchor to protein
Cellular component (GO): GPI-anchor transamidase complex
Source: RefSeq, a predicted model, not a curated record